UGAUAGUCAUUUUAUUUUCAAUUGUUUUUCACUCUUACAAACAAAACUAUAAUGAACUUCUUGUAUAUGUCUCUCUGCAUAUAUUCAUUAGUUUAUCUAGGGCUUAUACCUAGAAUUGCAGUUGUCACAGCCUUGGGGUUUUAAUUUCCAAAACCUGACUCUGCCUUUUCCUGCACUUUCUCUUUUACUUCCACCAAGCUAGAUGCCUCUUUAAACAUCGGGAAAUCAGAGAUAGUAGCCCUAAUAAGGGGACUAUCAUAAAUCAUUCUUUGUAAGACUACACCUAUUCUAGAGUUCAUAAAGAUCUCUGCUCCUUCCAUGGCCAAUAACUCAGUGGUUCUGAUUUGAAAGCAGCAACUCUGUGUCUCGCCACCUAGCGUAUUCUCUGGUGUGAGUGAGUCUGGAGUUGCCCGGUGUGUGGGGUGGAGGAGUCGUCCUGGGGACCCAUGAGGCUGGAGAGGCUGGCACAGGCCAGACCAUAAACGGGCCACGUGUUUAGGGCAAUGUAUGCUGCACUGGGGCCUACUGCCUUCCUUAGGAGAGGGAUGGAGCGACCUCCAUCGUUUCAACCACAGGACAUAGUGGUGGCGGGGAGCUGAAGUGCGACCCAAGACUCGAGUCCUAAUCCGGUCUGAUCUUACUCCACUCUUUCUCUUCUCUUCAAUCUCAUCCAAACAGUGUGGGAGUAAGCCUAGAGGGUUCUUAACAUCCUUAACCCCUGAGAGAUUUAAUAUCUAUGCAAAGGGCCCUUCAUUUAUAUAUGGGUUUUCCACCCGGCGGACCCUCUUCCGCCGCCAUAUCCGCUUUGGCGCCCUCUGGCGCCCAUGAAGGAAGUGAUGCGCCUGCGCUCCCCCCGCCCUCUGCCGUUCGUCUCUUUCCCAGGUCGAAUUGCCGCCGCCUCCAUGCUGAGUUUGCUGCUGAACGAGACUGGGAACAGUUCCAUCAGCCUCGGAACCUCCUCCUGGCCUUGGUCGGGGAAGUUGGGGAGCUGGCAGAACUCUUUCAGUGGAAAACCGAUGGGGAGCCUGGUCCCCAAGGCUGGUCCUCCAGGGAACGGGCUGCCCUUCAAGAGGAGCUUAGUGAUGUCCUCAUCUACCUGGUGGCAUUAGCAGCCCGCUGCCGCGUGGAUCUGCCCCAAGCAGUGCUCUCCAAAAUGGACAUCAACCGGCGACGCUACCCAGCCCAUCUGGCCCGCAGCUCUUCCCGCAAGUAUACAGAAUUGCCCCACGGGACCAUCUCUGAAGACCAGGCUGUGGGGCCCCCGGACCUUCCCUGUGACUCCACGGGCCAGGCCUCAACCUAGAAAGAUGGCCAUAGGACUUGCAACUCAGGGUAGGGUCUGAGGAACAGAGGGUGGCUUGGCCCUGGAGCCUUUUUCUAGUCUUUUCCGAAUAGAUCAUGGGCCUGAGGCCUCCACUUCCUGAGGUCUGAAGCUCAGCAGCCUCUAGAAGGUUGCCUCCUGAUGUUUGCUCUCCCAGUAAAGUGGUUUUGAGUGAUAACUUCUAGAUUCUUCCUGGAUGGCCAAGGGAGGCUCUCUGUCUCAGCAGGUGAUGGUGAGGGGACCAGGGGUGCCUCUGAGCCCCAUUCUUGUUUCCCUGUUGUACCUUCUGCCUGUAGGGCAGAGAUAUCUGGUUUCUAGAAAAUUCCCAGUAGAAUGUCAUAUAAGUUCCUUCCUCUCCUUUUAGAGAUUGGAGACUGUAAGAGUCCAGAUGCUGGAGCCAGGCUGUCUGGGUUCAAAUGCCAUCUUUGACACUUGCAAGCUGGAUGACAUUACUCAAAUUACUUAAUCUUUCUGCACUUCAGCUUCCUCGUCUGUAAAAUAAAGAGAAUAGUGCCUGCCCAAUAG
Molecule: messenger RNA, 1846 nt
Organism: Sapajus apella (tufted capuchin)
Lineage: Eukaryota; Metazoa; Chordata; Mammalia; Primates; Cebidae
Gene: DCTPP1
Product: dCTP pyrophosphatase 1
Exons: 3
Coding region: 737-1303 (188 amino acids)
Biological process (GO): nucleoside triphosphate catabolic process
Molecular function (GO): nucleoside triphosphate diphosphatase activity
Source: RefSeq, a predicted model, not a curated record